AUGUCAAUGAAAAGUCUGUACAACAAUCAUGAACGAUACAUGGAAUCGUUUCACGAGUUUCUUCGCUUGUCAGACGAGCAUAAUGUCAUGGUUAAUUGGAUAGAAGGUUCGCGUGGAAUACCCGACGUGUUACGUCGUUUGCCGAAAGCUGGCGAAGCUAUCAAAGUACUCGGAGUGGGCAGUGGUUCAGGUGAAAUGGACGAACGAAUAUUAACACAACUUUUGAAGAACUAUAGCGAAAUAUGCUGCCGGGUGGUGGAACCAAGUUUCAAACAACUGUCUCAAUACAAAACACUGAUAAAAAGCAACCAUCAACUGAGUGAAGUGAAGUUUGAAUGGAGGCAGCAGACAUCGUCUGAGUAUAUGUCGACAGUGGGUACUGAGGCCAUCAAGUUUGAUUUGGUUCACUUAAUUCAAAUGCUCUAUUACGUGCCGGAUAUAGAGUCCACCAUCAUGGAUUUUUACCGCCACCAUCUAGCAGCCAAUGGUGUUAUGAUAAUUAUACACGUGUCAGGCCUUGGUGCAUGGGGACAGCUGUGGCAGAAAUUCGGAAGACAGUUGCCUCAAAACGACCACUGUAACUAUGCCACUGGAAAGACGAUCAAAGACAUUCUUGACAAGAAUAAACUAAAUUACGAAAAAAUUGAACUGCCAUCGUACUUCCAAAUCGACGAUUGUUUCCGAGAAACGUCGAAUGUCGGUUCAUUACUAGUGGAUUUUAUCACUGAAGUUGAGUAUUUCAUGGAAACUGCGCCACGUGAUCUCAAGGUGAACAUCAUGCAAGAAUUACGAAGUGACAAGUGUUCGUAUAAAAAUAAUAAGAAGAUAUAUUUUAAAAACGAUCUUGUUGCGUUCGUGAUUCAAAAACCAACUUGCUAA
Molecule: messenger RNA, 879 nt
Organism: Saccoglossus kowalevskii
Lineage: Eukaryota; Metazoa; Hemichordata; Enteropneusta; Harrimaniidae
Product: histamine N-methyltransferase-like
Molecular function (GO): N-methyltransferase activity
Source: RefSeq, a predicted model, not a curated record